This is a messenger RNA of Antrostomus carolinensis (chuck-will's-widow), 1743 nucleotides long. RefSeq lists its product as uncharacterized. The transcript has 4 exons. NCBI's taxonomy places the organism in Eukaryota, Metazoa, Chordata, Aves, Caprimulgiformes, Caprimulgidae. The record is from RefSeq and is a predicted model, not a curated record. Gene Ontology annotation, molecular function: phospholipid binding. The coding region runs from base 1 to 1743 and encodes 580 amino acids.
AUGGCGUUUUUUAGAAACCUCCAGCAAAAUCUAAGCCUUCCCUCUGUGUCUUCUCUGGUCGACACGCUGAGCAGUGCUGUGGAUGACCUGACCAGUGUUGUUGGAGAAGUCAGCUACAGUGUAGCUGAUUCAGUAACAGAACAAGUAACAAGCAUGAUAAAUGGCCUUCGUGCUGAAGGUGAAAGCUCCAAAAUACAGCAUGAUGAACCUGUGCAAGGGAGAGAGGAACAUACACCAUCAUUAACUUGUUCUCAGGAAAUUAAUAUGAAAGCAAUGAGAGGUAUUGCAGAACAUAAAGAGACUCAUUAUUCUAAACCAUUAGAUUUUGUAAAAAAAGAUGCAAGUCAAGAUGGAGUAUCUGACCAUGUUGUGGACAAAAAACAGUGCCAGUUAAAAGGCAGAGAUAGUAAUAAUCAUUUAAGUGAUACAGAAGUACCUCAGGAUUUGAAGAAUGUAGGAGGACCUUUGAAAAGGGAAGCAGUAGGAGGAAAUGAGUGUUUUGUAAAUGAUAAGUUCUUGAAGGAUAGUAACCUGAAAAGUAAUAAAUUUACAAGGGAGCAAUCUAUUGAGGAAAAAGAUAAUUGCCUACGUGCAGUAUCAGAUAAUUCUAAGAAUCACUUGCAUAGAAAAAUCAAACCACAGUCACCUGGAAUUGAUUUUGAGGGUUCUGAAGAAGUGCACAGUAUGAAGGUUCCCCAAGAUUUAGAAACAAAACUUGAAGUACAGAAGGAAAAAUUAUCAGACUCCAGCUUGAAGAAGAUGCCCAAUGACCGUCCCAAUUGCAUUAAUGAAUUCAAAGAAAAGAAAUCUGAAGCCUUUUUUGGCAGAAAAGGAAAAUCUGUAUCAAAGGAUGAAGACAAUGUGUCAACUACAAUUGCAAAAGUAGGUAAAAAGAAAAACUCAAAGAAAUUGGAAAAGAAUUCAAGAGAGCUAUGUAAUAAGAAGACAGCAGGAAAAGCUAACUGCAUUCAGAGGAUGAGAAGAACACCUCCGCUAGAUGAACUGCAGCCGCCUCCGUACCAGGAUGAUAGUGGUUCUCCUCAUCUUUCAUGUACGCCUUCGGAAGUUGGAGACAGUAAAUGUGAAUUUUCCCAGUGUAGCAACAGUCCAAGAUGUUCAUAUAAAUGCCCAAGUGAAGGAAGCACGGGACACGAAAUAGAAAGCUUUCAUAACAAAGGAUACGAAGAAGAUGUACCAAGUGACAGCACAGCUGUCCUUAGUCCAGAGGAUAUGUCAGCUCGAGGAUCAUCUUCACAGCUUCCUAAACCUUUUGAUCCUGAGCCAGUAGCUAAAUAUGGCACACUGGAUGUGACUUUUGACUAUGACUCACAGGAACAGAAGCUUUUGGUGACAGUGACAGCUGUCACAGACAUUCCCACAUACAGCAGGGCAGGUGGAAGCUCAUGGCAAGUACACCUAGUUCUUCUCCCUAUAAAGAAGCAGAGAGCAAAAACCAGCAUCCAGCGGGGACCGUCCCCUGUCUUCACAGAGACAUUCAAAUUUAAUCACAUUGAGUCUGAGAUGAUUGGGAAUUAUGCAGUUCGCUUUAGACUGUACAGCGUACGUCGCGUGAAAAAAGAGAGGAUUGUGGGAGAAAAGAUUUUUUACUUAACAAAAUUGAAUCUUCAAGGGAAGAUGUCAGUGCCAGUGAUACUGGAACCUUCUUACAGUCUUUGUCAAUGUGAUCCAAGACUGUCCCUUUCAGAUUUGCUAGAAAGUGGCUGUUGCAUCAGAAGUUCAUAG